Chiloscyllium plagiosum (whitespotted bambooshark) is the source of this 2415-nucleotide messenger RNA. RefSeq names its product exonuclease 5 (gene exo5). The record is from RefSeq and is a predicted model, not a curated record. Gene Ontology annotation, molecular function: single-stranded DNA 5'-3' DNA exonuclease activity. Lineage: Eukaryota; Metazoa; Chordata; Chondrichthyes; Orectolobiformes; Hemiscylliidae. Gene Ontology annotation, cellular component: nucleus. Gene Ontology annotation, biological process: interstrand cross-link repair.
UCGAUUGGAGCGAUGCAGCCGGAGCUGAGCGACGCGGAGCUGCUCGCGUUGGAGUUGGAUUUGUUCUGCACCGAAUGUGAUAGACCUGAACUUUGUGAGGGAGAUGAUGAUCGUACCUCUAACAGAUCCACUGAAUCUUGCUGUACUGGACAAGAAACUGUUGAAGAUAUUUGUAGUGGAAACAAGCAAUCCUCCAAUCAGCUAAAUGUGUCUGAACAGAAAAGCGACGUGCGACCUGAGGGCAGUGGCAGUAAACGGAAAAAGCAGGAUGAAAGGAUCCCGCUGGAGCGCUUUGGUCGAAGGUACCUGAAUGUCACUGACCUGAGUCGACAGGCUUGGUGCGAGCAGCAAGUGGUUUAUGGUCUAGAACUGCCACACAUUGAACAACUGCGAGAAGAAGUUCCAGUUGUGAAAGCUGGUAGCUGUCUACACCUGGCAAGAGAAUUGGAGGUCCAAGAUAUUGUCCCAAUAAAAGUAGAGAGCCGAGAAGAUAGCUGGGCUGUGAAGAUACUUAAUCUUCUCUCAAUGAUCCAGUUCUUGCAAGCAGGAGAGCGUGUCCGAGAGCUGCCAGUGUUUGGAGAGCUGGAGGGGAUUUUCCUUGUUGGUGUUGUUGAUGAGCUGUGCUAUAAUUCCAAAGGUGAACUGGAAUUGCAUGAACUGAAAACUCGUGGUCAGCGAACAUAUCCCAGUGUAGCUCAAAGGAAGAGUCAUCAGUUACAAGUUAAUAUAUACAAACUUCUCUUUGAGGCUAUGAUAAAAGGCCAACUGAACAAGGACACUAUCACUCACCAUCUUUGCUUAAGGACGGAGCAGCCGUUUAGUUCAGAGAUUCUGUUGCAUGCUCAGAAGGUGGGAUUUACCAUAAGCGCAUUCGGUGACCUUCUGGAUUUAAUAUUGUUAAACCUGAGAUAUGCAGAGAUCCCCAAUAUUGACGCCAUGAAAAUAGAAUACUGUUACCAAGCAGAUGCCUCUCUAAUUGGAACAAAAGAGGUCAACUUUGAAGAGGAGUGGGUUAAAAGUGAGCUAAAGCAUUAUUACUCCUUCUGGAGGGGCCAGAGGGAGGCCAAGGGUGUGGAUAUUGAGGAGGCAUGGAAAUGUCGGUCUUGUGACUUUGCUGACAUUUGUGAGUGGAGACAAAGUAAAGCUGAAGAAGCUACACAAAAGAAUCAGGCGAAUCGAAGCAAGUGAGGAUUGCACUCAACGUCUGGUUUUAAACGCAGACCAACAGAUUUGCCUUCUAGCUGGAAGAAAGCCACAGUCACGGUAUCACUGUAGGAUGUAAGCACAGUACAGGUUGACGAUCCUUUAUCCGAAAUGCUCGGGACUAGCUGUUUUUUGGAAUUCGGAAUUUUUCAGUUUUCAGAACAAGUGAGAGUUUAAUGGUGAAAUUUUGAAAAAUCUUAACGGAGGAGCAGACUUUUUAUUAAGAACGUGCUUGGCCAUUCCCCCCAUGUUGCAUUCUGAGUGACACACAUCGAGUGGGUAUCAACUUGGGGGUGUUCACAGAGAAACCCCAGGCCUGUCAGUGCUUGGUCACGACCCCACCCCCCCCCCCCAACAUCAGCAUCUUCGUGACAUGCAUCGAGUGGGUGUCGACCUGGGAUAAAAGUUUGCUCGCCAAACAAUCUUGGUAAUGAGAAAAAAACUUCACAAAAAACCUUUGGAUUUUGGAGCUUUUCAGUUUUUGGAUGUUCGGAUAAGGGAUUUUCUACCUGUAAUAUCUGAAUGCUUCUUGAUACUGCGAGAAUACUGAUUUUAUUCUGUGAUUUUACUGCCCAGAACAUUAACUUGGCUUUCUGCAGAGGGGGUUUCCAUUAAUGCCUUUCUGCUCCCUCACAGUUCUGUAAAGCAGUUUCCAAUCUAAUAUAUUUUUGUAUGUGAAGUGCCUUGUGAUACUGUUAAUUAUUGAUAUUUAGUGAGUGGCCUUUUGGGUAGAUGUGAUUUCCAACAGGCUAAGGUUAUCAGGAGUUAGUGUCUCCUUCAGCAUUUGUCAAUAUCUGCCCAAAUGCUGCUCCUGUCUUUUAACAUGAAAGCCUUGCCCAUCGUGUUUUUAUAUGAGAGUGUCCUGAUCUUAACUGGUUGAUGUAAAAAAGGGUGGGGAGGAAGAAAACCGUUUUGAAUGCUCUAAUCUGAUGGACCAUGCAAUGAGAUGAUUUUUAAGUGUAGCCAUUGUUGUAAAGUGGAGCUAAUAAUUUUGUUGAUGUACAGGCUGUACAAUGCAACUGGUCUUUAUCACAAAGUUUGCCAAAUUUCUCUCUCUCGCUCUUUGCUGUCAGUUUUAUAUGAUUCAACCUAAGCUGUCUUAUUGAUCAUGCCCAGGGAACCAUAAUUAUAAGCUGUGAGGAGAGACGAUUUGGAGAUGCCGAUGUUGGACUGGGCUAUACAAAGUUAAAAAUCGCACAACACCAGAUUAGU